AUGCUGGGACCAGCACUGCAUUAGGGGUAGGUCUGAAAGAGGGCUCGGCGUUAAAGCAGGAACUGGAGCGGUUCAGGUCGAGGUCCAGAGAGUCGAGCGCUGAGGUCGAUCGGUCACCCCGACUGUAAUACUGCAGCAUGGCUACUACCAAAGUGUCCAUUUCGGAGGAGAGCGUCAGCUGUCCGAUCUGCUGUGCUGUGUUUAAAGACCCCGUGGCUCUGAAAUGCAGUCACAGCUUCUGUGAGGAGUGUCUGCAGCAGUACUGGAGCAUUCAGGAGGUGCUGCUCUGUCCAGUCUGCAGGAAGGAGUGUUCACGGGACGAGCCCACCAGGAGCCUGGCCUUCUCCAGCCUCUGUGAGAACUUUAAAAGCAGAGAAAUGGCAACUCCAGCAGGCGACAUGUGCCCUGAGCACGACGAGAAGCUCAAGCUCUUCUGCUUUGAAGAUAAGCAGCCCGUCUGCGUGGUGUGUUACACCUCAAAGAAGCAUAAAAAUCAUCAGUGUGCUCCCAUUGUGGAGGCAGUGCAGGAGCUGAAGGCAGAGGUGAAGUCAGGGGUGUCAGGUAUGCUGCAGAACCUUCAAAUCCUGAAGAAGUCUGUGGCAGAUUAUCAAAUCUUGGCAGAGGCUGUAAAGGAGGAGAGGCAGAGUGUGGAGAAGAUCCUCAGGCAGGAGUUUGACAGCCUCCAUCAGUUCCUCAGAGAGGAAGAGGAGGCCAGGAUUGGUGCCCUGAGAGAGGAAGAGCUGAAGAAAUAUAAGAAAACCAAAAACAGGAUUGAGAAGUUGUCAUAUGAAAUCUCAAACCUGUCCAUGACCCUAAAAAUGAUCAACCAGGAGAUGGAGAUAGACGACAUCACUUUCCUCCAGAACUAUGCUAAUGGCCACUACAGUCCAGCUAGGAGUGCUCUCCCAGAGCCUAACAUGAUCUCAGGAAUAGAUACAGCAAAACAUUUGGGAAUCGUGAACCUCAAUUUACGGGCAAAGAUAUGUGAACUGCUCCAUGACCCUCCCAAAUCGGUGACUCUGGACCCAAACACGGCCUCUAAUAAGCUGGUGGUGUCGGAGGACCUGAGCAGCUUGUUUUUUGUGGAGCAGAAGCUGGAUGUAGCUGAUGACCCAGAGAGACUAUAUGUAGGAGUGCUGGGCUCUCAGGGCUUCAGAUCAGGCCUCCACUGCUGGGACGUGGAGGUGGGAGACAAUGACCACUGGACCAUAGGAAUGGUCAAGCAGUCUGUGGAGAGGAAGAAGCUGCUAAAGAUGGAUCCUUCAAGUGGAAUAUGGAGCAUUCGAUUCAUCAGUGGGAAAUAUCGGAUCGGGAUAAAGUCUCGGAGGGAGCUCAAGCUGCCAGAGAAGCUACGGGUCAUCAGAGUGCAUCUGGACUAUGAUAAAGGAAUCAUCAGCUUCUCUGACCCGUCCAAAGGUCCUACUCUGUUUACCUUCACUGAUACAUUUGAAGAAGCACUAUUUCCAUACUUUAAUACUGCAAGCACCAUCUCCCCACUGCGCAUAUCAUAAAUAGGAGCUAAUGCUGCCGUUUCCUAACAUGCCACAAGGUGGCAUCAACCUCAAUUUUUACCAGUGUUUUCCAACACUAGUACUGGAGACCCUGCAUUUUAGUACUUUCCCUGUGUAAAUGCAGCCACUUUAACUCAGUAAGGGCUUAAUGAGCUAAUUAGUUGGAUAAGGUGCCUUGAAAGCAGGGAAAACUCUUAACAAGGGCUGGGGAGUGGGCCUCCAGCACCAGGAUUGGGAAAGGUUCAAAGAUGAGCAAGAAAUCAUCUUAGCUGCAUAUUAAAAAUUAGAAGAAAAAUUUUAAAAAUCUGAAAAAAAGCUUUGGCUCAUUUGUAAGUUCAAUGCUUGUUGAUGCCACAGGAAUCUGUAGCUGGGAGUCCAAAAAAGUAUGAUUGGGUCAUGAUGUCACAAAACCGCCUUAAAAUGUCCAUAUAUUUCAUUGUGUCAUAAGCAUUACACAGGGAAAGAAAUAUUUGCAAAAUUUAUAAUGCCAAUUUUCACUGUUCUUACUCUCAUUACUGCAAGGUGUCUACAUGUGUUGAUCAAUAUUUAUGACUCACUUUUUUUAAAUGAGAAAAAACGGGCUUGUCAUACUGCUGCUGCAUCUCUUUCAUUUUGAAGUUUUCCUUGAAUGAAAAAAUGAAUUUAAAAUCAAUGAAAUCAUUUAUUUUUUCAUUAUUCAACAAGGCAACAUAAUGCUUUAGAAUUUUCAGGUUGGGUCCCAGUAUUUUUUUUUUGUGGGUGGGCGAGUAGGAUGGCCCUCCAUCUCCCCCAUCACUCUGCGAUGCAAGCCAGCAAAUAUGUGUGUUAGCUGAUGUAACAGAAUUGGCAGUUAACAUUCUCUUCCAAGUGCAUUGAGCUGUCUGGUGGUCUUGCAUUAGCACUUGAAAAGAUGCAUUGGAGUCUCCAAAGAAGCAUGGACUGGAAUUUACCCUUUCAGCUUAAUAGCAGCCUAUGAUAAGGGGAGACCUAGCUAGCAGAUGGAAUGGGCCACAACAGAAUUAGGGACAAAAAUUGGUUUUAAAAAAAGCUGGGAAUGAGAUUCUUUGUGAGUGUUCCAACCCUACAAAAUAAAGCUGAUGUGUGCCUUAAA
Molecule: messenger RNA, 2601 nt
Organism: Pygocentrus nattereri (red-bellied piranha)
Lineage: Eukaryota; Metazoa; Chordata; Actinopteri; Characiformes; Serrasalmidae
Product: nuclear factor 7, brain-like
Exons: 6
Coding region: 138-1511 (457 amino acids)
Molecular function (GO): zinc ion binding; protein binding
Source: RefSeq, a predicted model, not a curated record